AUGGUAGCAUAUUCUAGGAGACUCAAAAUGUCCUUUAUUGUGAGUUUGAUGGCAUUGCAUAUAGUUAUCAUGGUUACUAUAAUGCACCAAAGCUCUAGUUUUGGGCUAUUUGAAUGGUUUUCACAAGGCAUGGCAAUGGGAGGAAUGACUCAUGUGAACGUUAAAGAACCAAAUGUUACAACUAAUGAGUUUGGAUUGAGACAAAAUGUAGCACUUGACAACUUUGUAGGAAGACACAAGGGUGAUGCCAAUUUCAAAAGCUCCAAAAGUAUCCCAUUGACAAAUUCAACUUCAACUCCAUCUAAAGAGAUCAAUGAUGAUGAAAAAGACAAAUUGCUUGAUGGACUAUUAGUUUCUGGAUUUGAUGAAGCAUCAUGCAUAAGCAGGUCACAAUCACAUUUCUACCACAAACCUUCUCCUCACAAACCUUCUCAAUAUUUGAUAUCUAAACUGAGAAAAUAUGAAGAACUUCAUAGAAGGUGUGGACCUAACACUAGAGCUUACAAUAAAGACAUGAAAAUUAUUGCAAACUCUAAGCAAAAUGGUACUCAUUGUGCUGCAACAACAUGCAAAUACAUUAUUUGGGUACCUGUAAAUGGUUUAGGUAACCAAAUAAUUAGCAUUGCUUCAUCAUUUCUUUACGCGCUCCUAACGGAUCGUGUUAUGCUCGUACAAUUUAGAAAAGACAAAGAAGGUUUAUUUUGCGAACCAUUUCUAAAUUCCACUUGGUUGUUGCCGAAAGAUUCUCCUUUCUGGAAUACAGAAAAUGUUCAAAGUUAUCAAAGUAUAAUUGAGAUGGAAAUGAAUAAUACAUUGAACGAAGAUUUGCCAUUAGCUAUGUUUGCGGAUCUAAGUUUUUCCUAUACAUUUGAAGAGAGAUUCUUUCACUGUGAUCACAGUCAAUUUCUUCUCGGUAAAAUUCCUUUGUUGUUUUUGAAAUCAAGUACGUAUUUUGUACCUUCAUUUUUUAUGACACCAAUUUUUGAAAAAGAGUUAAGAAAAAUGUUUCCGGAUAUAACUUCGAUUUUUCACCAUUUGGGACGUUACCUUUUUCGCCCUGCAAAUGAAGCAUGGGAACGAAUCACAAAUUUCUAUCAACAAUACCUUACUAAAGCAAAUGAGAGAGUAGGACUUCAAAUAAGAGUUUAUGAUCCUAAUUCAACUCCACACCAAGAUGUUAUGAAUCACAUUUUGAAUUGCACAUUAGAGAAUAACUUACUUCCAAGAGUACUUGGUACGAAAAAUACAUCACUGUCAACUUCUAGCGGAAAAAACAAGACAAACACAAAAGUUGUUAUUGUGGCGUCAUUAUAUCCGCAAUAUGGAAACAAUUUAAAUACAAUGUAUCAGAAUAAAUCAACGGUUACCGGAGAAGUAAUUGAGGUUUAUCAACCAAGUGGUGAAGGGAAACAAAAAUUUGGUGAUAACAAGCAUAAUAUGAAGGCUUGGGUUGAAAUGUAUUUACUAAGUUUAUGUGAUGUGUUGGUGACUACAUCACAAUCAACUUUUGGUUAUGUUGCUAAGGGUUUAGGAAAUUCAAGACCAUGGAUCCUUUACAAUCCGGUUAAUAAUCAAACUAAGGAGAUUUGUGAACGUGAGUUUAUAGUGGAGCCUUGUCAUAAAUAUCCUCCAUUACAUUAUUGCAAUGGAACAACCAUUGAAGAUGUUUCUUCUUCUUUUCAUAAUAUUAGACAUUGUAAGGAUUUUCCUUUUGGUGUGAAGCUGGUUAAUGGAUUUGUUUAG
Trifolium pratense (red clover) is the source of this 1743-nucleotide messenger RNA. RefSeq names its product probable fucosyltransferase 8. Gene Ontology annotation, biological process: cell wall biogenesis; xyloglucan biosynthetic process. The coding region runs from base 1 to 1743 and encodes 580 amino acids. Gene Ontology annotation, cellular component: membrane; Golgi apparatus. The record is from RefSeq and is a predicted model, not a curated record. Gene Ontology annotation, molecular function: galactoside 2-alpha-L-fucosyltransferase activity. The transcript is spliced from 2 exons. NCBI's taxonomy places the organism in Eukaryota, Viridiplantae, Streptophyta, Magnoliopsida, Fabales, Fabaceae.